AAUCAUGAGGAUAAUGAACCAUUUUUAUCUUUAAUAUCGCGAUCUACACCUAAAACUUACUCCAAUACAGAAACAAUUGAAGGCAGUGAAGAUAAUGAUGAAGUAUAUGAAAAAAGAAAAUCAAUUUUAGAUGACAUUUAUGCUAAACCAAAUGAAUUGAGUAAAAACGAAAAUGAAUUAGAUAAUUAUCUAUCUUUAGAAGAGGAAGGAAAGGAUACUGAUCCAUUUGACUGGUGA
Funneliformis caledonium is the source of this 237-nucleotide messenger RNA. Lineage: Eukaryota; Fungi; Glomeromycota; Glomeromycetes; Glomerales; Glomeraceae. The record is from the annotation of a GenBank genome assembly.